CCGCGUGCGCAGUGCAGUGCACCCCCCCCCCCCAACCCCCCCCCCCCCACGGGUGCGGCGCGGAGGAUGCGGGGCCGAAGCUAAGGCGGCACAUCGGUGUGGAGGAGGAUGGAGGCGCCUCUUGUAAGCCUGGAGGAGGAGUUUGAGGAGGGGCCCGGGGUUGAUGGGGGGACCCCACAACGCACUGCAGACCCGGCUCUGGCCGAGCUGGAGAGCUUCUCGGCUGAGAUGAUGAGCUUCAAGUCCAUGGAGGACCUGGUGCAGGAAUUCGACGAGAAGCUCACCGUCUGCUUCCGCAACUACGAUGCUGCCACCGAGGGGCUGGCCCCUGUGCGGAGCCAUCUCCAGGCACAGGAGGAGGAGGAGCGCCUCCAGGACGAGGAGGUCUGGGAUGCUCUCACCGAUGGUUUCGCCCCCCGGAGCUCCCCCCGGCCCUGGCUGCUCCCCGGGGCUGAGGCCUCUGAUGGCACCGACCACCAGCUCUGCGAGAAGGAGGAGGAGGAGGAGGAGCUCACUGAGAGGAGUGAGCAGGACUCGGGCAUCAACGAGGAGCCGCUGCUGACAGCUGAGCAGGUCAUCGAGGAGCUGGAAGAGCUGAUGCAGAGUUCACCUGACCCCGAGGCUGAUCCUGAGGGGGAGGAGGAAGAGGAGGACGAGGAAGAGGAAGAGGAAACUGAGUCUGAUGCUAAAGGCAAAGGCAGUGGUGGGAGCACGGAGCCCAUCGUUCUGCGGGAGCUGCAUGCUUUCUCCCCUGCCUUCAACAACAACUGCUCUCACGAAGUUGCACCCCCAAGUGUUUCACCAAUUGCACUGGGCACCCCAUUAACCUCCCUGUUGUCAGUGCUGGGCCGGCUGUCGGCGCGGGAGCUGGUGGCUGCGGCGGGGCGGGCAGAGGCAGCGAGCCGGGCGCUGUCGGCAGAGCUGGUGGCCCAGCUGGCACGUCGGGAUGAGCUGGCCUUCGAGAAGGAGGUGAAGACGGCGUUCAUCGGGGCGCUGCUGGCCGUGCAGGGCGAGCAGCGAGAGCAGCGCGAGGCCGCCCGCCGCCGCCGGCGCGACAGGGGCCUGAGCCUGCAGGGAGGGCGUCCCGAGCGUGGGAACAACAUGCCCCGGAAGCGCUUCAGCAUGGAGGGCAUCUCCAGCAUCCUGCACUCCAGCCUGCGCCAGACCUUUGGCCCCACCGCCAAUGAGAAACAGUACCUGAACACAGUGAUUCCCUAUGAGAAGAAGGGGUCGCCACCCUCUGUCGAGGACCUGCAGAUGCUCACUAACAUCCUGUUUGCCAUGAAGGAAGGGAAUGAGAAGGUGCCCACACUGCUCACGGAUUACAUCCUCAAAGUGCUCUGCCCAACCUGAUGCCGCGCUGCCCUUGAGCUCCCUCAACCCCGGCACCCCCUGACAAUGGGGCUAAACCCGAGGAAAAUGGGUCACCUGCAGCCCCCACCCCCCCACCCCCUGCACUGCCCCCACCUUUGCACAACUGGGAAAUAAAUAAUUCGUUUCAUUAAUUAA
Messenger RNA from Pezoporus flaviventris, 1509 nucleotides. It is a transcript of the gene FEZ1, whose product is annotated as fasciculation and elongation protein zeta 1. The transcript is spliced from 10 exons. NCBI's taxonomy places the organism in Eukaryota, Metazoa, Chordata, Aves, Psittaciformes, Psittacidae. Gene Ontology annotation, cellular component: cytoplasm; axon. Bases 109 to 1353 code for a protein of 414 amino acids. The record is from RefSeq and is a predicted model, not a curated record.